Messenger RNA from Erythranthe guttata (spotted monkey flower), 1876 nucleotides. Its product is annotated as beta-glucosidase 44. NCBI's taxonomy places the organism in Eukaryota, Viridiplantae, Streptophyta, Magnoliopsida, Lamiales, Phrymaceae. The record is from RefSeq and is a predicted model, not a curated record. Gene Ontology annotation, biological process: carbohydrate metabolic process. Gene Ontology annotation, molecular function: beta-glucosidase activity.
ACAAAUACUUCACACUAUUCUCACUACAACAAUCACACACUUUUUUCCACCAGUGAAGAUGAGCAAAGCCCCAUUUCUCUUCUUUUUUCUCUGCACCACUUUAUCCUUAUCCCAAUGCUUCACUCACGAGGACGAUGCCUCGCCGGAAACCGCUGUCGGCCUGGACCUUGGUGGGCUGAGCAGACGCACCUUCCCCAAGAAUUUUGUGUUCGGCACGGCGGCAUCCGCCUACCAGGUGGAGGGCAUGGCCAGCAAAGAUGGCCGUGGCCCGAGCAUUUGGGAUACUUUCAUCAAAACACCUGGACUCGAGCCAAACAAUGCCUCCGGGGAAGUGUCAGUGGACCAGUAUCACAAAUACAAGGAUGACCUUGAUCUUAUGGCAAAGCUAAACUUUGAUGCCUACAGGUUUUCAAUUUCAUGGUCCAGAAUAUUCCCAAAUGGAACCGGAAAAGUGAACAAGAAGGGAGUUGCUUACUACAAUAGGUUGAUCAAUUACAUGCUCAAAAAAGGCAUCACCCCAUAUCCCAAUCUCAAUCACUACGAUCUUCCUCAAGCGCUUCAAGAUCGAUAUAAAGGUUGGCUAGGCCGUGAAGUAGUGAAAGAUUUUGCGGAUUAUGCAGAGUUCUGUUUCAAGACAUUUGGGGACAGAGUAAAGAAUUGGCAGACGUUCAACGAGCCGAGAGUGGUGGCUGCACUUGGCUACGAUAACGGAUUCUUUGCCCCUGGGAGAUGCUCUAAAGCAUUCGGAAAUUGCACGGAGGGAGAUUCCUCCACUGAGCCUUACACUGUUGCUCACAAUCUCAUUCUAUCCCAUGCUGCUGCUGCUCAGCGAUAUCGCCAGAAAUAUCAGAAGAAGCAGAAGGGAAGAAUCGGGAUCCUGUUGGAUUUUGUUUGGUAUGAGCCUCUUACAAAAUCCAAAGCAGACAACUAUGCUGCUCAAAGGGCAAGAGACUUUCACAUUGGAUGGUUUAUGCAUCCUCUGGUGUACGGAGAGUACCCAAAAACAAUGCAGAAUAUAGUUGGGAAAAGGCUACCAAAGUUCACAAAAGACGAGGUCAAGAUGGUCAAAGGAUCGUUCGAUUUUGUGGGCAUAAACCAGUACACUGCAUACUACAUCUAUGAUGCUAAACAAGAAAAUCCCAAGAACUUGGGCUACCAGCAAGAUUGGAACUCUGGAUUUGCUUACGAUCGUCAUGGAGUGCCAAUCGGACCACGAGCACACUCGUAUUGGCUCUACAUUGUGCCAUGGGGUCUAUACAAAGCCGUCAACUACAUCAAAGAGCACUACGGGAACCCCACCAUGAUUUUGGCUGAAAAUGGUAUGGAUCAGCCAGGCGAACUAACACUCCCGGCGGUUUUGAACGACACAAUAAGGAUAAAUUACUACAAAAGCUAUUUAGUCGAACUAAAGAAGGCGAUAGACGAGGGAGCUAAUGUGGAAGGUUACUUCCAGUGGACAUUUGUCGAUAACUUCGAAUGGAGAUUGGGGUAUACUUCGAGGUUCGGGAUUGUGUACGUCGAUUUCAAGACCCUCAAGAGGUACCCUAAGUUUUCCGCUUACUGGUUCCAGAAGCUUCAACAGAGAAACAAGCAUUAACUAAUAAGCACCAAAAACAUCCUUGUACUAGCUACUUGUUUCUUUUUAGUGUUUCAGUUUUCGUUACUUGUCUUGAUAGGGAGUUGUUGCCCAUUAGGGGAACCAAUAAGCUUCAGCUGCAAAGUUGAAAAGGCAUUGUCUUUUUUAAUUUUUCUUUUUUGUUCUCCCUCUGUGCCUGCUGUUGUACCUGCCUGAUUCAGUUCAAUUGGGCACACUACAGUUUAAUUGGACUUUGUUUAAGAGUUUAUUACAAAAGGGUUCAAAGUUUAUUUCAAGCUC